Messenger RNA from Marmota flaviventris (yellow-bellied marmot), 390 nucleotides. RefSeq names its product potassium voltage-gated channel subfamily E regulatory subunit 1 (gene Kcne1). Gene Ontology annotation, molecular function: potassium channel regulator activity; transmembrane transporter binding; voltage-gated potassium channel activity involved in ventricular cardiac muscle cell action potential repolarization. The record is from RefSeq and is a predicted model, not a curated record. Gene Ontology annotation, cellular component: voltage-gated potassium channel complex; membrane. Gene Ontology annotation, biological process: potassium ion export across plasma membrane; membrane repolarization during action potential; ventricular cardiac muscle cell action potential. NCBI's taxonomy places the organism in Eukaryota, Metazoa, Chordata, Mammalia, Rodentia, Sciuridae.
AUGAUCCUGUCUAAUUCCACGGUGGUGAUGCCCUAUCUGACCACGCUGUGGCGGGAGCUAGUUCAACAGGGCAUCAACGCGUCCAGCCUGGCCCGCAGGGCUCCCGCCCGCGACGACAGCCAGCUGGCCGCGCUCUACAUCCUCAUGGUGCUGGGCUUCUUCGGCUUCUUCACCCUGGGCAUCAUGCUGAGCUACAUCCGCUCCAAGAAACUGGAGCACUCACACGACCCGUUCAACGUGUACAUCGAGUCGGACUCCUGGCAGGAGAAGGACAAGGCCCUCUUCCAGGCCCGGGUUCUGGAGAGCUGCAGAGCGUGUUACGUCGUCGAGAACCAGCUGGCCGUGGAGCAGCCCAACGCACACCUGCCUGGGCUGCCGCCUUCCCCGUGA